Coccinella septempunctata (seven-spotted ladybird) is the source of this 10532-nucleotide messenger RNA. It is a transcript of the gene unc80, whose product is annotated as protein unc-80 homolog. The transcript has 58 exons. The coding region runs from base 306 to 10460 and encodes 3384 amino acids. Lineage: Eukaryota; Metazoa; Arthropoda; Insecta; Coleoptera; Coccinellidae. Gene Ontology annotation, cellular component: cation channel complex; axon. Gene Ontology annotation, molecular function: monoatomic cation channel activity. The record is from RefSeq and is a predicted model, not a curated record. Gene Ontology annotation, biological process: monoatomic cation homeostasis.
GUAAUCAUAAAACAAUCAAGUAAUUGUUUACUGACGACACGCGACAUCCACCAGCUACAUUACCAACUGCUAGAUUAAUCCUGUGGGAACAUCCAGACUGAAUUCCUCCAGGAAUCUGCCCGAAGGAAUCAGCAGCGACGGCGCCUAGAUUAUCGAUUGGCCCUCAGUUUUCCAUUCACCAAAACAACAGUUUCCCUGUGGAGGCUGUAUCUUCCGCUCACAGCUUCACAAUCCCUCUCGAUGCUUCUAAAUAUGUCUUCAUGAAAUUCUCGUUGUAAAAAGUUUCACAAGUUCUCUUCUCAAAAAUGACUAAUCCAGAAAACAAUCGAUUUUCGGACGAUAGUUUGGCUGAUUUGGCAAUACCAAUUCCUAUCCAAGUAUACCUGUGGAAACAAGUUAGUCCUUUCAUCAAACAGCGACUGGGAAAAUUUCAUGAGGCAUCAUGUAUGAUUUGCCAACAAAGUUCCACCACAACCCUUCAUCACGAGGUGAAAGAGUCUUGCAAGGUAUAUGAGAAAGUGCUGGUUCAAAACUUACAAUCUGGAUUGAAAGCCGAUCUUGCAGAAGUUAUUCGUUCUAUUCCUAGAUGGCGUUUGAUACAAGCAUCACUCCCUCAUGUCAUGCACAGCGUAGCUUCUCUUCUACAUGGAAGGAUAAAAGAUGGAAAUAUUCAAGGCUUAGGAACUUCAGAAACCACUCUCAUGUAUACAUUGCACUGGAUUAUCUUGGAUGCUGCAGAAGAAUGCGCCGACAGUGAUUAUGAUAAGGGAAUAAUCAACCCUUCUCCUUUCUACUACCUUUUCUCUAUUCCCACGAUAACACUUUUCGUCUAUCUUUUCGCACCGAUAUGUCACAACUUCAAAGAAUCAGAUUUCAACAGUUUUCGCCUGGAGAACGGUUUGAAGAUAUGGCAACCAAUGUGGGAGUUCCGCCAUCCAGAAGGCAUAUGCUUUUCUUCGCAAUGCAAACCGAAGCCGAAGAAUUUCAGCAGUAAAUACUGGAACCAUAAAGUACACUUUGGUGAUGUGUUUCAAGGGCGAUCGAAGUCAACUCAGGUAGAGACGACACAUGAGAGCCCUGUUCAAGGAACUAGCGCAACAACUUCAGAAUCUCCAACACCCACAACAGUAACUGUUACAGCAACGUUCACAAAGAUAUCAGAUGACGAGGCUUGGAAUCCAUCACCUAAAGAUACUGUGUUUCCGGAAACAAUACCCGAAGAAAGUUCUAGUGCAGAGGAAGAACACGUUGUCAUAUUUAGAUUACCUCCUCUGUAUGAAAAUGAUGGUUUUUUGAGAGAUCCAUCAAUCUAUACGGCAGAGGCCAGUUUGUUUCAACUCUCAAUGAGGCGCCACAGCGUCACUAGUUCUUUGAAAUCGGAAACAGGAUCGGAUAAGGAUCAGAAAACAACACAACAAGAAUCAGAGGUGAUACCAGAAGCAGAUCCAGAACCAGAAAGGUAUUCACCAGAAGACAAACAACCCUCUUUAGAUGGUGCCAUGGGAGAAUCAGAGGAUUCACAGAAAAAUAUCCCUGGGUAUCCCAACGCUGACAUUUUUGCUGCUACUUUCCUGGAUGUUGCAGUUCUGCGAUGUUUAUUUAUAACUUUGUGGCAGGAAGAAGGAAUAUAUUGGGCAUUACAUUUUAUGUAUAAUAGACUGCGUGAUAUAAGUGAGGCUACUUGUGGUCAGCAGCAACCCAGAAGACGAAGCAAUUCCCUACCAAUACCAAAAAUAGAGGUGUCACUGUACCAAGGCUCAGAUUCGAGAAAAUCUGAUAGCAAUAAAGACUUCAUCGAAGUUCCAGAAGUGAAAGAUGUUUCACUAUUGGCGGAGUCACCAUAUGUGGCUAGGAAACAGAGAUCUGAAGAAUCCAUCCACAGAAGGGCAAGUGAAAAGGUAAAAAAGAAAAUGAAGAUGGCGGACUUGAGGGCUUUCGUGGAGACUAAGUUGCUUUCCAAAUCCGAUAAGGCCCUUGAAAAAAUUGGACAUGAUGACCAACAAACACUAGCAGAACAGAUGGAUUAUCACCGAAGUUUGGAUACAGGAGAUGAACAUCUGACAAGACCCAGCUCGUCGGCGAGAAUUUCUUUCGAACCUACGAAUCUUGUCAAAGGAAAGAGCAUGCCAAGUUUGAGCUGUUUAAUAGAUGAAUUGUGUGCAGCAGGAUAUAUCGGAGAGAUUCAUUGGGAUCGUCAAAAAAGUAGCAGUAAAUAUAGAAGUCAUCACUCUCAACCUAUAGCAAACCCCAUCAUCACUGUGACAGAGCAUACUCCUAUUCCUUCACCUGAUUACUUGAGACGACAGGGCUCUAUGGAUAGUCAGUUAGAUGCUGCUAGUCUGAGUGGUGGAAAGAUGGGACACUGGCAAGAGAGAAAAUCAAGUUUUACUAGAUCACAGACAGAUUCCAAUAUAACAUAUGCUGGAGAAGAUAUUCCAGAAGCUCCUGGAUCUUCAUGCUAUAUCACAAAAGACGGCGAUAUUGACCUUGACGUUGUCCUGAAGGCAGUACAUGCAACAUCGCUGAGAGAUACUAAGUUCUGCACAUUGAGGGUUCUUGAGGUUAUACUGAAUCUGAUAGAACUUCUUAUGGACAUGGGAGUAUUGAAACAAUUUUUGAGAGAUGAAGCUAUGAAUAAUCAGACAUCCACAGAAGCAAAUGAUCGAAGUCCUAGAAAGCCCAACAAAGGCACUCAAAGUAAAGCUUCCAACUGUCCGGAGCCUGAGAAAAGUGUUAAACCAAUGACUUCACAUCGACUCAUAAUGAAUACGAUAACCAGAAUACUUAAACAUCUAGGAUGCCCACACGGUUGUUCGGAUGGUCAAAGAGGACCAGCCGCAGAGUUUUUACGUACCCAAUGUCAAAAUAUCCUGACAAAACUGAAUAGAGCCAGCGGAAAAGAGUUCAAGGCAUUCUUGAGAGAUUUUGUAAGAAAUCAUACUUUACCGGACUUGAUAGAUUUCUUUCAUGCCUAUGUUGGCUUUUGCAUUGAUCCAAGUUCCCUUCUGUCUCCAUUGAGUGUUGGUGGAUCUGGGAUAAGAGGGGUCGAGGGAGAAAUUAUUUCUCAUACUUUCAAACAAUUGGUGACGAAAUUCGUUGAGAUAUCAAAAGAAAUGAAGAUGCCAGAGAAUUUGAGUCUCCAUUGUGAAAUCAGACAACUGAUGAUAUACGUAAAAGAAGGGCAUGGUAGCGUUUUUAGAAAAGUUGUACUUAGUGCUUUAUUUGACACAGCAGAUAGGCCUAACAAAAAGGAGAACAAGAAUGUUCAAACAACCAGAGUUAUCAGGCAUAUGCACCAUUCUGAAGUGGAAGAUCCUCCUGAGCCAACUUCCGAAACUGCUAACUAUGGGACUGACGAUAAAAGCUCCAGAAAACUGUUAUUCAAAAAAAGGAGCACAUCUUCUGCUUGUGCGAGCUUAUUGGAAACCGAAACAGAGGAAUCGUUUCGAACAAGUCAAAGUCCAUUAGGGAAUUUGAGAAAGAAGCAUCAUAUUUUAACGCCACGCCAAAGUGAAAGAGCUUUAGGAAUAGUGGAUAACUCCUCAACAACAAAACCAAAACCGAUGGCUAAGAUAGUCAAUUGGUUCAAGAGGAGUGGACAGAGUUCAACAGAUAGUAUAGACAAUUUCGAUAAUGGAGAAAAUUUCACUGAUUCUAUCAGUUAUACCAAACCAACAAAGUUUGCGACGAAAACUCCUACGAGAGGUAACGUUGGCCAAACACUUCAAAAAGCAAAAAGAAGGGUGGAAGAUAAGUUCAGCAAGUUGGUUCUGAAGAAAGGGAAAAAGAAAGAUGGAAGCAUGGAAGAACCUUCUGGAAUAUAUUUAAGUAGGAAGAAUUCUUUCGACAUAGGAGAAUCGUCUAGAGAAUCGGAAUUUAUUGUCUUGAAGGAGAGAAAACUGGUCUCAACCACGGCAGUGCUCAACGGGACUAUGAGGUUCUCAUUUCUUCUAGAAGCCUGCCCUCCUGGUUCUGUACCAGAUGCGAAUUUACUCGCUUCUGUCUUAGAUCUGCCACGAUCAGCAAACGUGGCACGAGCAGCAUUUUUGAUGGAGUGCUCAUAUUUUGUACACUGCUGCAACAAGGGGCAAUGGCCAUCAUGGAUGAAACUCAACUAUCCUAUAUUUAGACCCUCCGGACCUCUGCCGUCAAGAGGACCUCCAACAGGUGUAAGAAGAUCCCAUAUUCUUCAGAGGUCAGCCGGAAAAAUGUUCCAACAGUGGGCAGAGAUGCUUGGGCAACGCUUGGAAACUAUGAUUAAGGAGGAUAAAAACUACGAAACCCAAAUCGCGUCCAUGGUAGCCGAUGAGCAGAAGCAAAAGGAGCUGCUGACGCAAGAUGAAGAAGAAGAUUUCUUGGAUGAAGCAAGCAUAUACUGUUAUGGUUCAAGUUGCUCUGUGGCUAUUCGCCUAUUAACCUGUAUAUUGUUGAAUGAAAUCACAUCAUUCCUGAGAGAAACGUACCAGACCAUACCUAAGUCUUCAAGAAUGACGGGGAAGGAAAAACCAACUCCAUGGGAGCGACUUUAUAGCCGAGAAGCGAACAGGAGGUGGAGUAUGGCGCUUUCUUCAAUGGGUCAUUCUCAAACCUCCGCACAAAGUUUGCAGUCAAUAGCUGGAGACCGAGACUCAGGUCAAACAGAGAGAAAAAUCAGUUUUGUUCUACAUGAACCAGACAAUGAAUCUGAAGGAAGUAGUAAUACCACAGUUACAAUGCAAGGGGAGGAUGGCAAAAGAGUGACUCAACCUUCAAGACCUUACUUACUGAGAAGAGGUACUGCAGCCCAAGGUGGAGGAUCCUUCAAGAGACGAAGUUUGAAGCUGAGGAGAGGGACUAAGGAAGGAAAGGAUAUGGAAGCAGAUGCUCGUAUUCCCGAAGGAGCUUCAGUUAAAAGAACCGAUUCAAUACAGUCUAAGAGGAAGGUUAGCUCUAUAUCGGACAGAAGUGAUACCUCGGAACCAGGCAUAGCAGGAGAAGCUAGUGGCGAAGAGUCCCCUGGGGUUUUGAGUGAUGACCAACCGCCAGAAAGUCCCACAGACAGCAACGAUACUGAUGAUACCAAUAAACAUAUGCCUUGGCUAAAGACUAUGGUUCAAGUAAUGAAUUCCUUCUAUUACUUUUGCCCCCAUCAGAAUUUCUGUCAUCCUUUUUGCUACAGAAGAGUGAUGAGAUCUUGUUCAAGACUUGUGAGAGCUGUGAGAAAGGUGUACGGUGAAGAAUUUGGAAUCUUGGAGGAUAAGAUGUGUAUGGAUUCCGACAAUAAAAAGAAGAGUAAAAAAGAGAAAAAUCAAAGUAGAAAAAUAUCUGACCAAACCAGCUCACAAGUUUCACCGAUUCGUCGUAAAGAUAGUGUUGGGAAGAAGGAUAGAAUCGAUAAAAAUAUUGAUCCUUCGCACUUCGCAAAAUUUUCAUCGAAGGAUUCUUCUAAAGAUACUCCAAUAUCUGCAAGUGGAAGUGAGACAGCUGAAAAUGAUUCAGCCAAAAAACAGAGCAGUAGUUCAGAAGAACCGCGGCCCAUCCUAAAAUACUUGAAAACUCACGUAAAAGAUGCGUUUCACGCACCUCUUGCCACACUAAUAAAAGGUGCAGUUAUUCUGUCUGAAGAGCAGUUUGUAGGAAUAAUUCCAGUAGCGUGGGAGCUUCUCCUCGAGAAUAACCAAGAAGUUGCAGCUUGUGCAGCUUCAUUGUUCAUUUUGGCUGCAGUGAAAGCAUCCCAUCAAGUUUCUGAUAUAAUGCAACACGAUUUAUCUAACACCGAUACGAAAACUAGGAUAAAUGCGAUUUUGAGAUUCCAGGUUUUGUGGAAAAUGAGAUAUCAAGUCUGGCCCAGAAUGGAAGAUGGUGCCCAUGCCCUCUUCAAAGUCCCUCCUCCAGGAAUUGAAUUCACUCUUCCAUCUCCUAAAAUUGGAAUAGAAUCCUUAGAUGUAGUGGAUUCUCCUUGGGAGUUAUUUGUCAAAACGAAAGUGGAAGAAGUCACUAUCAAUCAAGAAAGACAUAGAUCUUUGGUUACUGCAACCAAGACCAGAAAAAAGCAACAGACUGAAUUGAUCAAAAUGGCACUACAAGCUCAAGAUGAUAAGAAGAGAGAGGAAAGAGAAAAUUUCUUGAUAACUACCAUACCCAUCACUAUACAGGCAUCACAUGAACCUAGUCUUUACCACAUAAGUGAAGAUCAUGAAGAAGAUGAUGAACAAGUUGAUGGACAACCUAGAAACACUGGCCAUCACUUACAUUCGGCCCAUUCCUUGUUUCCCUCUUGUUUAUGUUCUGCAGUUGUUCAAAUAAUCAAUUUACUAGAUGAUGGUGCUGUUUCUCCAGAUGGAUACGCAGUUUACGAAGUAGCUUAUCAAGUUAUUUGGUGCUGUUUGGUAGAAGAUAGUGCUCUAUUCUUAAGAUAUAUUCUGGAGAGAUUAACGAGGGAAAAACAGGAAAAAAUAUUCAAGAUUCUGCGGCAUUUGAUAAGGUUCAUCCCAAAACUCCCACAACAGGCAGCAUUUGCUUUAUAUAAUUAUAUAAUAGGGUAUGUGAUGUUCUAUGUACGAAGUCCACAUGAAGAAGGACAACAUCUGAUAGGCGCUGCCUUAUCCCUCUUGUGGAUGGUUGUUCACAGUGUCCAUGGAAUAAUGUUCAAAGACUUGAAACAAAUUCUCCGUAAGGAACAAUGUGAUGCUUCCAUUCUUCUAACAGCAAAUGUACCUUCUGCGAAAAAAAUAAUUGUGCAUGGUCCACAAGAUCCCGAUGCAGGAGGAAUUCCUUCGCAAUUUCCUGUACAAGAAGACACCCAAUUCUGCCAAAUUUUGAGGGAAGCGCUGGACUUCUUCGGAAUUGACGAAAAUCGACACAAUGAGUUCUAUUUGGUAGACUAUAAGACACAUCAAAUAAGAAAUUCCAAUUCCUACGUAAGGGAUUUUUAUUUCUUCAAGAGAUCACAAUAUCCGCAGUUAGAAUUAGUACACAUGAAGGAGGAGGAAGCUUUCAAUGCACUACAAAAACAUGAAUUGGUCCAUAAAUUCAUUGAGAUUGGAAAGGUUUUGCUGACAUGGGCAAUCUUGAAAAAUGUGGAUAUGGUAGUACAACGAGUUGUUUUCCUCCAUGAGGAGUUGAUGAAACUCCCCUCCUUUCCUAGGAAGGCCCUGGAGUCAAAUUUAGAUCUAUACAAAGGCGGAGAGCUAGGCAAUGUGCUUCUAGGUUUAGACGUUCUACAUAAAUUCAUGUGGAUACGUUUGAUUGCCAGAAUGUUCGAAGCAAUGGCUGGAAAUUUUGCUUAUUCCAGCGAUAUCCAUCUAUUCCUUAACGUUUUGAAUGGUUCGCUCAUUCUACACUCAGAAGACGCUCUCAUCUUGCGAUAUGUCAUGGCAACCUAUAUAAAUGCGGCGUUCCACUUUAAAAAUAUUUUCUCGACGAAUGGGUAUCUUCUCAUCAUGCCAACUCUGCUGAAAAUUUAUUCGAAUCAUCAAACUAAUAAGCUGGUGAAAACAACUAUCGAAUACGCUGUGAAACAGUUUUACCUGAUGAAUCGAAAACCAUUCAUUUUACAAAUGUUUGGAUCAGUAUCUGCAAUGUUAGAUACUGAUGAAGAAGGAACCUAUGGUGAUGCUCAUAAGAUCCAGUCGAGUUGCUUAUUCAAUCUCUUAUUGAGUUUGGAAACUCCAUCACCGGAUCCUCUGAGUAUAGCUGAGCUUGUCAAGGAAGACAAACCCCUGAAGGCGAUAGACUUCUGCUACCAUGAUGAAAAUGAAAUGGUGACCAUUCUAGACUGUAUAUCCCUUUGCGUCAUGGUGGUAUCAUAUGCUUCGGAUAGUGUAAGAGGCUACCAAAUGCUGAUAAUAUUGGAAGCUAUUUUACCAUGUUACGUCCAACAUAUUCAACUACCAUCAUACAAUAAGGAAGGAAAAACUGAAAAAGAAAUCAUAAACCAGUUAGCUGUGGCGAUCAAGACUCUAGUGAACAAUUGUGAAGCCCUCACGAAGAGCUAUAACGGACCACAUCGAUCGAGUCCAGAACAUAAAGGGUCCAGCCAGAGGAACUACAGCAGAGGUCCCUACACCACAGGUUUUGAUUUCGAGGAUGAGUCCCAUACGAAAUUCAUGAGUGAACAUUCAAGAGCCAAGAGUAUGUACGAACAUGAUGUGGAGGAUUCUGAAGCUCUUAGAGCAGCGUACCGAAGACCACGUGACGUUCUUUUAUCCUUGGUGGGUGAAUUUAUGUGCAGGGCUACUGUACGGUUGCAGGAAUUGAAUAAGAAGAAUAACCAGGAAGGAAAAGUUAUAGACUUGUUAGAUAUUAAAUCUCAUAUUAGAUUAGCUGAUAUAGCUCACAGCCUGUUGAAGGUGUCACCGUAUGAUCCAGAGUCCAUGGGUUGCAGAGGACUUCAACAUUAUAUGAGUUAUAUUCUGCCUUCGACUGAGUGGGCAAAUGAUGCUAUGAGACCAGCACUAGUAACAAUCUUGAGAAGAUUAGAUAAGGUGUUCCAAAAGAUUUCAAAGAAACCUUCCAUAAGGAGAAACACAGACUGGGAUGCAGCUGCAGGUUUACUCAAAGGAAUAUAUGAUACCAUGAAUAAAUAUUCCUAUAUAAGUAAUUGGCAGCAUAUAAAGGCGCUGCUUAAUACUUGUCAGAGCCUUAUAGUUACCGAUCCUUCGUCUGGUGAUGGUGUGUCAUCUGCUACGGCCGCCCUCAUGAGUCAAGCCCCACCACCUCAGUUUUGUUCGAUGGUUGUUCGCUUAAUUGCCCUUCAAAUGCAAAACAAUAUUGAGCAAAGCAAUGCUCUUGAACAAGUUUGUGGAGGAAGUUCAGUUUAUCCUACGCAAGAAAAAGCUGAAAGCAUGAUUAUCAAUUUAAUCAUGCCCCUGUGUCUACGUGUUGGAACAGGAACUAUACCACAAAUGAGCCAAACUGACAUUUCGUUUGCUCUAACAACAGUUCUUCAUGCAAUGCACCCACCAACCAAAAAUCUGGGUCCUAUAGGUCCAACCACGAAAGGCAUUGCUGAAAUAAGAACCGGUAGUCUAACAUUCACUGGAACUAGGGACACCAAAAUCAACACCAAGAUAAACGUAUCCUUAUACCAGGUUGCGUUCUUGGCAUUAAAGAUUAUCAUAAUAUGCUUCGAAACUGAACUGUGCAACGAAUGGCACAGAAUAACCAGAGCUAUGAGAGAAUUGGGAAAAAGAAACGAGGCUCACAGUUACCUGUGGGAUUUUCUGGAAUUCGUGGUUACUCAUAGAACUCCACUUUAUAUUCUUAUGUAUCCGUUUAUUUUCCAGAAGCUAUCAAAUCCGCCAAUUUCAGAUCUGGAGAGACAGUAUCAUUCGAAAAUCAGGGAGAAAAUAAGAAGUCACAAUUUUCCUAAAUGUCGUGGAGCUCUGCUGGUAGAACUGGCCCAUCGCAUGAAAGAGCUGAAGGAGGAGCUUGAGGAUUUUUCAGAGAGCACCGAGUCGCAGAAAAAGGAUGAACCUGUACACCCAACAGUGGUAACGAUGUCGGAAACCGUGAGCAAACAUCCUAGGCACUCUUUGAUUGGCUUGCUGACUGGAGAAGGGAAAUUUGGCACUGAACAUACUCAUGGUCAAUAUGGCCAUAAAGAAUCAUCUACCAGUACAAGUCAUGUGUCAACACCAAAUCAGGGACCUGCCAACAGCAUUGCUGAAGGAAAUGAAUCUCAAAAGGAGAGUACAACCCCAGUUAACCAACCAGAUCGCUCAUCCCAAAGAUCUUCGGUGAGCGAGGACCAAGGCACCCAAUUACCCAAUUCCGAAUCUUUCAUUGCUCAGAAGGUCCAUAAACUGCGCUUUGUUUCUUCCGUAGAAUUUAGACACACAUCAGGUGAAACUUCCGUUACUCCACUGAGUCCUGGAAGUCCAGACGAGAGCUCUGGAGAGAACCAUCCUAGCAAGUCGAAACUGCAGAGGAUAAAACCGCAGAGUCGUAAGACAUUUCGCUUGAGGAGGAGCAGGAAGAACAGCCAUGGAAGUGAGGUUUCGCACGUGAUGCUCACAAACGAAGAGGAAUCCAGCAAGCCUUCUUCACCCCUUACAGCCACAUCAACACGAUCAUCUGAUCUGAGUACAAGCAGUCAACAAGUACUCCCGGAUCCUCAUCGCUUGCGCAUUGCCACGAGAAUAAAUCCCACUGAGGGAUCCUGGGAUGAAGACAGUGCGGUGUCUCAGACUUCCAGUACUUCAGGAUAUCGUGAAUCGUAUCCUGUUAUGCACCUGAAGGAGACUUUGGAGUCUAGCCCCAAAGCGUUUCCACCUUUAGCCUCCCCAGAUUUUCAAGACUUGCCGUCAACCAGCAGCACCACGACAAAUAACUACCUGCAAUGUGACAACAGUUCACCUGAAUGCUCCUUGAAUGAGAAUGGGGAAAAAACUGCUUUGCUCAGUCAUACGGAGAGAUCAUCGUCUCAGCAGUCUUUGUUGGUGGUGUUCGAUCAGCAGGAUGAAACUACUCUUAUCUGAAAUUAAAUAUUGAGCUACUACUGUUAUAUGGUGUUAGAAAAAAGUACAUAUAUUAUAUUAGAUAAAGCAAAA